GAGUUGAGGAACAUUUCAUUUGGAAUUGGCAAACACAGGAGUCAGACGAAAGAUAGCUCAGCGGUAAAAAGGAGGGAAGCAAGGGUCAGCUUUGGAUAACGAUAUUUACAAGCCUACGAUAUCUUCAUGGUGCGCAGUGUGUUUUACUGUCAAAGUCAUCAUGAAAUGCCCUCACUACGAGUAUACAAUGGCCAACAAUAUGGAUAAAAGCGCUGCAGCAGACUCCAGGGUGCUUCACCUAAAAGCUUCCCCAGUGAAAGAGCCCCUCCCCCUCAAAUCCCAGCGCCCACCUGCUGGAGUGACCAAAGAGUUGUUCUCUCACAACAACAACAACACCAAAGCAGUCCACAACAAGGAAAACAGCACCAACAAAGGGCAUGACUGGACUCUGGUUGAAGCGUUUGAGGACAGUGGCUAUCUGUCUCUGCAAAAUAGUCAUGAUAAUGACUAUUGUGAUGAUAAUGAUGAUCAUGGGGAGGAAGAGGAUGAACACAUCCUUAAAAAAACAGCAACACCCCUGCCACCUUCAAAUGCGGUAAAGCAUAAAAAAAAGACAACUCCUAAUAAUUCUCCCACUAAAUGUAAAGGAAGGACUGACUUUAACCGGCAAGUGUCUCUGGAGGUAGCUUCUACUCCUGUGGAUUGCCAUAAAAGGAGAACAGUGGCACACUCGCUGUCAUCUACCCCGUCCGAGCAUCACAAUAACCCCAACCUGCCCAUACUGAAGUUCCAGAAGACAGUGUGUGAAGAGCUUGCCAAGAACUAUCGUAAGAAUAAGAGGUAUGACUUUAGCAUCAUCAACAAGGUUGCAGAGCGUCAACUUUUGGAUCGGGUGAUCGGAGGCCAUAUGGGCCAGGAGUACAUCGACGUGUUUUCGUAUCUUCUGACCAGGAACAUGAGAAGCAUCCUGACCAACAUCCUGGCCCUGCUGGGAGACAUGGACCUCAUCAGCUGUAAGAAAGUGAGCAGGACAUGGAGGCGGUUCAUCUGUGAGGAUACAGCCGUUCUGAGCAGGUGUCAAAGAGCUGAGGAGGCACUCAGGGAGUCGAGGAACUCCACGAGGCAACAGGGCUGUGGUCUAACGAGAGAUUCGGGUCUGUCCAGGGUGGUGUUCUCCUGCAUGCAGACCCUGGCCUCACCAAGUACCCAAUCUUCUUCCUCCUCAUCGAGCUGCGGGGUCAACAGGCGUCCUGCUCACUCUCAGAAAGGCAUCAUGCCCCAUCAGGCCUACACACGCUUCAAUGAAUACAUGCAGGCGGCCAGCAGUCUGAAGACGCACGAGUCUCUGCGUCCCUGCAAGCUCUGCGGCGCUCCAGCGACGCACCUGUCCGAGGUUCGGAGGGCCACGUGCACCAGCCUCAACUGCCAGUUCGAUUUCUGCACCUACUGCCAGGAGAAGUUCCACGGCUCGAACCCCUGCAAAGUGGUGAAGUCCCGAUCCAUCUUUUCCACCACGAAGACGAACCCGAUCCUUCUAGGUAGCGCUCGCAGCAAGAGGGGCAUCCGGCGCCUGUGAUGGAGCGCUACGGGGGUUUUAUUCUCUGAAUAUUUUAAUGUCCUCUGUCUACGCUGGCUCCCUCCAAAGCUCGGACAGCGAGGAAUGUUUUGAUGUCCUCGGUCUACGCUGGCUCCCUCCAAAGCUCGGACAGCGAGGAAUGUUUU
Notothenia coriiceps (black rockcod) is the source of this 1662-nucleotide messenger RNA. It is a transcript of the gene fbxo5, whose product is annotated as F-box protein 5. Gene Ontology annotation, biological process: negative regulation of meiotic nuclear division; regulation of mitotic nuclear division. Gene Ontology annotation, cellular component: nucleus. The coding region runs from base 161 to 1516 and encodes 451 amino acids. The record is from RefSeq and is a predicted model, not a curated record. Lineage: Eukaryota; Metazoa; Chordata; Actinopteri; Perciformes; Nototheniidae. Gene Ontology annotation, molecular function: protein binding. The transcript has 6 exons.